Populus euphratica (Euphrates poplar) is the source of this 1299-nucleotide messenger RNA. RefSeq lists its product as uncharacterized. NCBI's taxonomy places the organism in Eukaryota, Viridiplantae, Streptophyta, Magnoliopsida, Malpighiales, Salicaceae. The record is from RefSeq and is a predicted model, not a curated record. The coding region runs from base 70 to 996 and encodes 308 amino acids. Gene Ontology annotation, molecular function: protein binding. The transcript has 3 exons.
CCUUCUCCUCCAUCUCACAUGCCAAGGCUCCACACUUGCAGAGAUUGAGAGCAAUCCAAGGCCAAAAAAAUGCUUCUUAGAAGCUCAUCAACGCCAAUUCUGGAUUCAUGGAUCCCUCCACACUUGAAAGAACCAUCUCCAGAACCCGAAUCUGUGCACCAAUUUCAAAAAACCCGACCCAUUUCGUUGACAGCAUCAUCUUCUAGUCCAUUUUCUUCCAUUUCUUCACAAGAUCAUGAUUCUAUUAAAAGAAUGACAAGAGCCUUUUCCGAGGCAGAUUUAAGGGACCUCUCAGUGCCAAAGAGAAAACCCAGUAACGGAAUCUUGAAUGGAAUCCCUGUUGAUGAAGAGGUGGAGAAAAAGGUGUCAUUUCGGGAGGGAGGGUUGUUUUUUGAAGGGUGUGAGGCUGGAGAGAAGGGGGAGGGUCAUAAUGGGGUGCUGGAGGUUUCGGUGACGGGUGGUGGUAGUGAUGGUGGUGGACGGAAGUUUUGUGGUGGUCGUGGUAGGUCGGAUUUUGGUGAUGAUGGAGGAUCAGGGUCUCGGGAGUCCAAUGAGGGGACUGAAACUACCGAUGUUUAUUAUCAGACGAUGAUUGAAGCCAAUCCUGGGAAUCCUCUUUUUCUCAGAAAUUAUGCCAGGUUCUUGAAAGAGGUUCGUUUGGAUUUUGUAAAAGCUGAAGAGUACUGUGGAAGAGCAAUUCUAGCCAACCCUAAUGAUGCAGAUGUUCUUUCAAUGUAUGCUGAUUUGAUAUGGCAGAGUCAUAAGGAUGCUUCUCGUGCUGAAUCUUAUUUCGAUCGAGCUGUUAAAGCUGCCCCCAAUGAUUGUUAUGUGAUGGCAUCUUAUGCUCGGUUUCUUUGGGAAGCUGAAGAGGAGGAGGGGGAGGGGGAGGGGGAGGACGGGGAGCAGGAACAGAGAGAAAAUAUGAGCAAAUUGUCACCGUCAACUUUUUUCCAUGGAUCCAAGCCUCCUCUCCCUCCUUUAGCCGCCUCAUCUUGAGACCACCACCUCUCACAAAAAUCUUGUAUUAUGGCUUAGACAUAACUUCUGACCUUUGUUUAUACAUCCUUUCUUUUUGCAAUUUUGCUAGUAACCUUUUAAGCUGCUCAGUUGAGUAGUUUAAUUACCAUGCUUUGCUCGUCUGGCAAUUUGAUUUAGAAAGAAAAAUAAAAGAUAAGACGAGUUUUUGUGGCAUUACCUCUCUUACUUUCUGCUUGGCUUGUUAUAUAUUUGUCAAUAAAUUUCUUUUGUUCUGGCAGGUAUUGCUGCCACUGCGUAGUGGAGUUUUGCUGAAACUUUGAA